ACGAUCUAUUUCCCCCCAAUAACUAUGACAUCAAGCCAGAUGAAGUCCGAUCUAUGACUCCGUUCUAUAUGUCCCCGAAUCAAAAGUUCUAAUCCUAUAUCUCCCCGAAUUAAAAGUUUGAAAUCCAGAUGUCCCUGAUAUAAUAGUUCGACGGUUAUAUCUCCACAGAGCUGGCUUACGACGGUUUACUGUUUUCUUAACCGGAUAAUAAACCUACUAAACCUAAUUAUACCCGACUAAACCAAGAUUUUGACCCGAUUAAAACCCGAUUAGAGUCUACCCAAACAUUCCCAAAUCGAAACCCUAAAAACUAAAUUCCCAAAUCGAAACAGACGACGAACCCUAGAGAAAGUGAGAGAAUCGAAGCUUGGUAGUUUCAGGAUCUUGAAAUCGAAGCUUUCGAUGGCUAUUGUCGUUCCUAAUCCGGAUUUAGUAGGAGAUGUCGAUCCCGAAGCUGAAGAUAGAGAUCGAGUUCUGAUGCAUGAAAUGAUAGAGGAGUUCAUCGACGAACCACCAAUUCGCCAUGAUGAGUAUCCGGAGAGCGAUACAGAGGACAACCACGCCGGUCAAGGAGUGUUUCAGACACAUAUAAGGCGCGGUGAUGGGCAUUUGUACCCUAACCAGACAUUCUUUAGUGGAGUCGCUUUCAAGGAGGCUGUAGUGGAUUAUGCUCUGCGAACUGGAUGCAAUCUGAAGCAGUACAGGUACGAUUCCGAUAAAAUUGGGUUCAAAUGUGUUGGUUGCGAUGGUACAGAAGGAUCAAAGUGUUAUUGGCAAGUGUAUGCAGCGAUUCUUAAGAGUGAUUCGAUGUGGAAGAUUAGGAAGUUUAUAGAUAAGCAUAGUUGUAUCCCAAAUGGUGAAUAUGAGAUGUUUAAGGUGCCUCAUAUUGCUAGGUUAUUUGUUGAUAAGAUUAGGGACAAUCCUGAGUUUUACAUGCCAGCAAAGCUUGAAGAAAUCAUUAAGGAACAAUGGAAGAUUAGUGUUACUAGGCCACAGUGUCAGUCUGCGCGGAAAAAGGCACUACAGUGGAUUGAGAAGGAGUACGAUGAUCAGUUUGAUGUUGAAGGCUGA
Messenger RNA from Arabidopsis lyrata subsp. lyrata, 1071 nucleotides. RefSeq lists its product as uncharacterized. NCBI's taxonomy places the organism in Eukaryota, Viridiplantae, Streptophyta, Magnoliopsida, Brassicales, Brassicaceae. The record is from RefSeq and is a predicted model, not a curated record. The transcript has 2 exons. Bases 403 to 1071 code for a protein of 222 amino acids.